Penicillium cataractarum is the source of this 3777-nucleotide messenger RNA. RefSeq lists its product as uncharacterized. The coding region runs from base 1 to 3777 and encodes 1258 amino acids. The record is from RefSeq and is a predicted model, not a curated record. The transcript is spliced from 4 exons. Gene Ontology annotation, cellular component: nuclear pore transmembrane ring. NCBI's taxonomy places the organism in Eukaryota, Fungi, Ascomycota, Eurotiomycetes, Eurotiales, Aspergillaceae. Gene Ontology annotation, molecular function: structural constituent of nuclear pore. Gene Ontology annotation, biological process: protein import into nucleus; nuclear pore organization.
AUGAACGGCACUCCCCGCCUUCCGUCUGCUUUCCCCCAGACGCCCACGACGAUUCCAAGGAGAAGAAAGCUCUUUGAGACCCCCUCUCGCUCGCAACCUCGCGAUGUUCGCGCUCCAAAGUCGCCUAGCAGGUCCCCCGCCAAGGCACCCAAGCCGCUCCCAAACACAAACACGCCGCUCGUUCCUACGGACGUGAUCGAUGCGCCCUCGCAACGUCUCUAUGUGGUGGCUUUCUACUUUGCGCUCAACGCGUACCGGAUAUACGAAUCCUGGAAUGCCUCCGACGAGCUGGACUCGACGUGGUUGUUUUUGAAAUGGGUGUCUCUGGAUGGCAUUUUCUUGUUUGGUCUGCAAGCUCUGCGCAUACCUUGGCUAGAGUGGGCUUUCCCAACCACCUUGGCUCUGUUCUUAUUGCACGUCGUGGGCAAUGUCUUCCUUAUGUUCCGUAUCCCGAUUCCCUUGGGCGCAUGGCUCGGAGGCUUGGUCAAGGUAGCUUACGAUCGCGAACUGUCCAUCUCCGAGCGUAAGGUGAAGCCUGGCGAUAUUAUUCACAAUGCAUCGUUGAUUUUGGGAAAGCAAAUUGUGCACAUCUUGCCAGAAGGCUCUGCUGUUCUCAACCCUGAACGUGAGCCACUCUGUCUCGAUGCUCAGAAAAAUACCGUCUUCCUCCCCAUCCGAGUGAAUCAGACCGACCCGAUCCUCAUUGAAGUGUUGCGCCUCGAUCUACACACUGGCGAAAACGAGACCCUGACAAUUCCGGCCAAACAGCUUAAGCAGCUCAAGCGUCAAGCCGAGAAGAGACAUGCGACUUUGGACCCUGUCCCGCACCGGGAUCUGUUCUUCCCCGUGCGCAAGACUGGUAUCUAUCGUCUUCAGCGUGUGGUGGAUGAGUCUCAGCUGGAUGUUCGCACACGUACCUCGGAUGCGUUGGUGGUCACUUGCCCUCGUGCAUUGAUCAAGAACUCCUACACCGAUAAAUGCAGAGGAGAGCUUUCCAACAUCCUUCUCGAGGUUGAAGGUACACCUCCCUUGAAGAUCAAGUAUAGUCGGGAAGUCAACUUCCACGACCGCGGAGUCUCUUUCCAGAACGUUCAACCAGACAACUUGCGCACUCCGUUGUUGAACCAGAAACCAACAGGUGCGCUCUUUAGCAUCAACCAGCCGGACAUCUCCUGGGCCCAAAGCCAGAAGAUCGAUGUCCCUUUGAACGAAUCUUUGAAUGUGAACGGUGAAUGGUUCUACGCCAUUGAAGAAGUUCAUGAUGCCCUUGGUAAUGUCGCCAACUAUUCUUCCAUCUUCGAGGAUGGGGAACGGCCAUCUCCCAAGUCAUCGUCUCAGUGGCAUCAGUUGAUGAUCCAUGAGCGUCCCAAGGUGACUUUGUCUGGCUGCAAUGAGCAGCGCCCGCUGGAAGUUGCUCGUGGUGAUAGCGUCAACUUGCCGAUAAACUUCCAACAGACCACUAAGCCGUACGAUCGCGACGGCCCCUUCACUGUUACGUACUCUUACAGCGCCACCGGUGCCGAGCAAAAGGAAGGAGAUGCCAAGGAUAGCAUGACUGUCGUCCUGAAGACUCUGGAUCAGCAAACUCCCAUCAAAGAGCCAGGCUGGUACUCCUUGGCAUCGGUGUCCAGCCAGUACUGUCCAGGUGAAGUUCUGGAGCCUUCGUCCUGCUACCUGCGCAACCCUCCUGAACCAGAGUUGUCCAUCAAGUCUGAGAAGGUCUUCGACCGAUGCGCUAAUAAUGCCGUCGGUCUUCUUGUCGAUCUGGACCUCACUGGAUCCCCUCCCUUCCGUAUUCGGUACAGCACCGAAGGCCCGAAGGGGGUGCAGACCCAGACCAAGAUCAUCGAUGGCCUGCGAUCCCAGCUGGAUUUCACGCCGUCCGAGGCUGGCUCCUACCGGUACCGUUUCCUGGAUAUUGAAGACUCCGUUUACUCUCCUCGGUCUCUCAAGGACAAGGUCUCAGUCCUCGAGCAGGAUGUCAAGCCCCCAGCGUCAGCUCACUUCCUUGCUCCUAGGGACACCCGCAAGGCCUGCUUCGGCGAGUCUGUGUCCGUUGACCUGGCUUUCCUUGGAGAGGCUCCUUGGACACUCCAGUAUGAGCUUGUCCACAAUGGCAAGAGAACGAAACACACACUGGAGUCUGACACUGAUGUUGCUACUAUCACCACGGACAAGCUGGUCAGCGGCGGCGAGUACAGACUUGCACUGACUAGUAUCAAGGAUAAGUCUAACUGCAAACGCAACUUGAAGGAUAGCAUCAAGAUUGAUGCUCGAUCCAAGCCACCGCAUGUCUCGUUCGGCCAGAUCGACAAGAAGAGAACUAUCUCUGCCUUGGCGGGAUCUAGAAUCGAAAUUCCCUUGCGAUUGAGCGGUGAGAAGCCGUGGACUAUCAAGUACAAGAACGUGGAUGUCAAUACUUCGCCUUUGACGAAGACUUUCUGGGAUGAGAAUAGCCGUUUGGCCGUGGAUCGUGAGGGUCUCUACGAGCUCCUCGAAGUGUAUGACAAGUCCUGCUCAGGAUUUGUCGAUCAAUCUGCCAAGGAGUUCGAAGUAUCCUGGAUUCCCCGGCCCCAGGUUACCGCCGUGGACGGUUCUCCCGUGGUGAAGGGCGAAUAUGCCAAACCUGAAGUCUGCCAGGGUGACGAUGAUAGCCUUGAGCUCCGCCUGUCUGGCAGUCCUCCGUUCAGCCUUCAAUACGAACAACGCCGGAAGUCAGACCGUGGACAGGCCUCUGCCCGCUCGAAGACUAUCAAAACCGCUCUCAACUCGGCUUCCAUGGAAAUGGAUACUUCCGAGCCAGGUCAAUACACCUACAAGUUCAGUGAAGUGGGUGACAACCUUUAUGACUACGACCCGAAGAGCAGUGGUCUCUUGGUCACUCAAAAGGUCAAUUCGCUUCCAUCCGCCAAGUUCGACUCCCCGGGACACAUCUACGGCUUCUGCAAGGAGGAUGCUACUGGCGAGGAGACUAUUCCCAUCACCUUGGAAGGUGUACCUCCGUUCUCGCUGGAGAUUGUCAUCAAGCACCACUCCAACGCUAAGCCAGAGAUUGUCACCAUUCCCAAGAUCAACUCCAACCACCAUAACCUGCCUCUUCCUCGUCGCCACCUCGAUCUGGGCCAGCAUGUGGUCAGUAUCCACAAGGUUCGUGACUCUCGCGGCUGCCAGAGAACCACCGAGUUCGAUGCCUCCUCUGUCCGUGUCGCUGUUUCGGACGUCCCUACGAUCAUCCCUCUCGAGUCCAAGGUAGACUACUGUGUUGGCGAACGUCUGUCGUUCUCCCUCUCCGGACACGCUCCCUUCGACGUUUUCUACACGUUCAACGGUGUGCAACGGAAGGCUACGUCUCCAAACACCAACUUCCGUCGUAUUGCGGAGCGUCCUGGUGAGUUUACCAUCACCGCCGUUGGUGACGGGGCUAGCGGCAAAUGCAAGGCCCACAAGGAUAUCACCAAGGUUAUUCACGAGAUGCCCAGUGUGCGCAUCAGCCAGGGUCAGGUGUCCGUGGUCGACAUCCAUGAGGGUGGAGAAGCUGAGCUGAGCUUUGAGUUCUGGGGCACGCCGCCAUUUGAAUUCACGUACAUUCGCAGCACCAAUGCCCGCAAGGGUAAGAAGUCGGAGGUUCUUGAUAUCAAGCACGAUAUCUCCUACGAGCACAAGAAGACGAUCAAGACUUCGGACGAAGGUACCUACGAGGUCGUCGCCAUCAAGGACAAGUUCUGUUCCUUUUCCUCUCAGGUACCGACGGGCAAGUCGGACCGGAGCAGUUCAUGA